Aplysia californica (California sea hare) is the source of this 2083-nucleotide messenger RNA. Its product is annotated as WD repeat-containing protein 37. Gene Ontology annotation, cellular component: preribosome, large subunit precursor. The record is from RefSeq and is a predicted model, not a curated record. Gene Ontology annotation, molecular function: protein binding. NCBI's taxonomy places the organism in Eukaryota, Metazoa, Mollusca, Gastropoda, Aplysiida, Aplysiidae.
UAUAAUGAAAGCCAUGAGGGGAUAACUCUUGUCUUACUUGUCUCUGCAGCUGGAAAGGAAGCCCAGCUAUUUUUGCACAGAAACAACCAAAAAAUUGUGUUUGUUAAAUUGUUUAGGCCUGAAUUUUGCGUCUCUGUAGUCCAACGAGGACAACAUGUGCUGAAAGCUCCCAGAAAGCCUCUGUGUUUGGGACGUGAAGGUGGCACCACAAUUAUUGUCUCGUUGAAGGAAAAGAACUCUUCACUUCACCCUUCUCAACCCAAAUGCUGCCACAUGAUAUUCCUUGCAGUGCUAGGUGAACACUGGACCCGUGUGUGUUGGAAGCUGGCGGUUUAUCUGUGAUUCAGACAUUUGUUUUGUUCAGGACGAAAUCGUCGUGGGCUAGCCACGGACGGUCUGUUAUGAGUUUAUAGCUCUGUGAUUGUUUGCUAAUAUUGUUCUCAGCCAAUGAAAGAGUGAUAUUUUGAAUAGACUCCUUCAAGGAUCCUCUUCUUUAGUUGCGCAAGGGAUUUUUCUCCAGCUGUUCUUAUCCAUAGACAGUUGUCGUUACCUAAACGGAACUUAAAUAGUUGACUAGAAACGGGUUUGACGUAUAGCAACCCAACUAGAACCGAAUUAGCUUCCAAGAACAGAAACAAUUUACGAGACGGGAAGCCAAUUUGGCAAAACACAACCAGAUCAAACCAGUUUCUGAGUGUCGCAUUGCUACGAAAUCUGAGAACCACACCGGGUUCUCCUCUUGAGAACGGAACAAGUGGUCUCCCCUAGGAGGGAGGGGAUGCCCUCAGACUCGCACCAGAGCGCGGUGGGCCGAGAGAGCGGAAGCGGAAGUAAGCAGGGCGGCGCCAGGAAGAGCAGCAAGGGUUCGUCGUCUCGGGGCAUGAGGCGUCACAGAAGUCACACGGACGCCGGGCGGGAGGGAGCGGCGCGAUACCGCGAGGACAUGGACAUCGAGGGGAUCCUGCCUCCUCCCUUCAGACGCCUCCAACCACGCACUGCAAGAGCGCGUGGAGGUGCUGAUGGAGAAGCUAGGGGAGGCCACCAGCGUGGACAAAGGGCCGCUGCUCGAGUCCCAGGAUUCCGCCGACUACACAUCCAAGAACAAAAAGCCCCAGCUGUCCCAGCGCAUCAAGACGACCUACAAACAGUCGACCAGCAAGCUCGUGUCCAGCUUCCGCGCACCCAGCACCGCCUACAGUCUGGUCCGAGAGUACCGGGGUCAUCGCGACGGCGUGUGGGAGGUCAGCGUGUCGAGGUCACAGAGCAAUCAGGUCAUGGCCACAGCGGCGGUCGAUCACAGCGCCCGCAUCUACUCCAUCGAGAGCGGCUCGUGCCUGCUGCAGUACACGGGUCACCGCGGCUCAGUCAACUCGGUUCGCUUCCACCCGACCCAGGACCUGGUGCUGACCGCCUCGGGCGACGGGACGGCCCACGUGUGGCGGGCUCAGCUCUCCCAGAUCCCACACACGGACGUCACGGCAGGUGACGUCUGCGGUGUUUGCCAGCGGGGAGAAGGUGGUGUCGGGCAGCGACGACCGCUCGGUCAAGGUCUGGGACAUGCGCAUCAUGAGGUCGCCCAUCGCCACCAUCCGCACGGACUCGGAGGUCAACAGACUGUCGGUGUCUCAGACUCACAACAUCAUCGCCAUCCCCCAUGACAACCGCAACAUCCGCCUCUACGACAUCAAUGGCGUCAGGAUCGGCCGCCUCCCACGCAACAACAGACAGGGUCACUCCCGUAUGGUGUGUGCGGUGGCCUGGGCCGACAACAACGCCACCUGCAACCUCUUCUCCUGCGGCUUCGACCGCAAAGUUCUGGGCUGGAUGGUGAACCUACAGGGCAAGGAGUGAGCCCCCGCCUCGCCCUGCCACGCCGCCUGCACAUGUCGGUCGCAUUCGUCGCAGUCUCGGAGCAGACGCAGCGUUGAAGAAACUCGACGACUUGUUCCAAACGCGGCGACUUGUUCUGAGGGUAGCACACACUACUACAAGAUGGUUCAGUCUCUCAAAAAUGGGAAAUUUACACGCGUUUGUGUAGUGUAAAAGAUAUAAAAUGUACCCAUGUUUGCAUGAUGUAUUGUAA